Molecule: messenger RNA, 2640 nt
Organism: Alligator sinensis (Chinese alligator)
Lineage: Eukaryota; Metazoa; Chordata; Crocodylia; Alligatoridae
Product: alpha-fetoprotein-like
Exons: 16
Coding region: 142-1986 (614 amino acids)
Biological process (GO): transport
Cellular component (GO): cytoplasm; blood microparticle
Source: RefSeq, a predicted model, not a curated record
CAAAGAGUUGAAGGCCAAAUUCUGCCAGGUGGGAGUGGACAAAUAAUGCUGCCUACCCUCCCCCACCUUACUGGGUACUUAUUUAACAUGGAGAAUAAAAACAACUAAGUCCAGCACCACCAUCCCAAAAAUUCCGACAUAAUGAAGUGGGGAACAUUAAUUUCUUUUCUUUUUGUUGUAAGCCUUACAAUAGCAAAAGCCCUGCCCAGAAGUUAUCGGGAUGUAGGGGAAAAAAACAUUAUCCGUGAACGUUUUGCUGAGCUAGGAGAACAAAAUUUUAGAGCCAUAUCCAUGGUCAUGUUUGCUCAGUAUGUGCAGAAAGUCUCUUUUGAAAAAGCAGCUAAAAUGGUAGAUGAUGUCACAGAUCUUGCAAAAAGGUGUGUUGCUGAUGCCAAAGACCCAAAAUGUGCCGAGCCACUGACUACCCUUUUCCUGGCUGAAAUCUGCCAGGAGGAAGGCCUUACUGGAAUUACUGAGUGUUGUGCUAAAGAUGACUCUGAAAGAAAUGAAUGUUUUCUGUCCCAUAAAAAUGUUACCAAAGGAUUCAUUCAUCCCUUUAAAAAUCCAGAACCUGAAAAAGCAUGCAGUGAUUAUGCUGAUAACCAAAAUUCACUAGUAGGCUAUUUCAUCUAUGAAAUUUCCAGACGGCAUCCCUUCCUCUAUGCCCCGACAAUCCUUUUCACUGCUUACAAUUAUGAGAAGAUGAUGAACAACUGCUGUAGCACUAAAAACAACCCUAAUUUUAACCUGACAGAAUGCUUUGUAAAGCAGCAACCAGUUGUGAUAAAGCCAGUAAAAGAAGAUGGUUCCAUGCAGGAACACACAUGUGAGAUCCUGAAGAAAUUUGGAGAAAGAACAUUGAAGGCUCUGACGCUUGCUCUUUUCAGCCAGAAAUUUCCUAAGGCUGAUUUUGACACCAUGAUGAAAAUGACAACAGACAUUGUGGAGAUGCAAAAGGAAUGUUGUCAAGGAGACAUGCUGGAUUGUAUGCAUAACAGGGCAGAGUUUACAUCAUACGCAUGUUCCCACCAAGACGCCAUCUCAAGUAAAAUUCAAAACUGCUGUGAAAAGCCUGUGCUUGAAAGAAGCAAAUGUAUAUUUAUGUCAGAAAAUGAUGACAAACCCACAGGCUUGUCACCUCAAGUCAGACAGUUUAUAGAGGAUCAAGAUGUCUGCAAACACUUUGAAGAGAAAAAAGAUAUCUACUUGGCCGAGUUUCUCUAUGAAUAUUCCAGAAGACACACCGAGUUCUCCCUUCAAAUGCUUUUAAGAAUUGGUAAAGGAUACCACGGUUUACUGGAAAAGUGCUGCAAAACCAGCUCUCCUCAAGAGUGCUAUGGCACAGGGGAAGAAGAGCUGAGAAAACACAUCCAGGAGUCCAUAGCACUGUUAAAUACCAACUGUGAACAAUACAAGAAACUGGGAGAUUAUGCUUUCCAAAAUGAGCUUCUUCUGCGCUAUACCAAGAGAAUGCCUCAGCUGCCCUCCAAAGAGCUGAUCCAAUACACAAAGGAAAUGGUGGUAGUUGCUUCCAGGUGCUGUCGGCUCAGCGAUGACAAACAAAUGCUGUGUUCUGAGGGAUUUCUGGAUCUUGUGCUUGGGGGAAUAUGUAGAAGACAUGGGACGGAUCCUAUAAACCAGAAUGUCUGCCAUUGUUGUGAUGAUUCCUAUGCUCUCAGGGCGCCCUGUAUCACCAGCUUGGAUGUUGAUGAAAAAUACAUACCAAUACCAUUGACUCCUAGUCUAUUUACCUUUGAUGAAGGCUUGUGUACAACUGAAGAAAACAAACUACAAGAAAAGAAGCAGAAUCUGCUUAUCAACCUCAUCAAGUAUAAGCCUCACAUUACAAAAGAACAGCUGGACUCCAUCACUACAGCUUUUACCACCUUUAGAGAGAAGUGCUGCAAGGUGGACAACCAUAAUGCAUGCUUUGCGGAAGAGGGCCCAAAUCUGAUAACCCAGGGCAAGGCUAUUUUGGGAGAAUAAAACUACUCAGUGGAAGAAGAUGGCGAUAAAAUUCAUCUGUGCUCCAUUUAUUUUGUUUUUUCUUUUCUAUUUGCCAUCUAUGUCUAAGUUCUCUCAAGUGAAGGAAACAAGAUUCUUCUAUUAUUUUUAUCUCUCAGUUUUGCGACCAUUCAAUAAUGAAUAAAAACUUCAAAAAAACCUCCCUCCCUGUCCUGGCCUGUUGAUUCACUGCAUGAAGAAUUACUUGAAAACAAUUUCCUACAAACUUGUUGCAGCACCAUUACCAGUUCUUAGCUGUAUUUCCUUAGCUGGUUAUGUCAAGGGCAUGCUUCAGAGAAUUUAUCAUUUUAAACCAGGCUUCUUAGUUAUUUUUAUAAUGUCCACAAACAUAUUUGGCACUCUCUGAAUAUAGCAAAACAGAUCUGUCCUGACUAGCUUUCUGUCUGAAGUCUGUUUAGAUUGUUAAAGCAGAGGGGACAGAUUCCAAACAGUGGAUACAAGUAAGGACAAUAUUUAAACCACAACCUUUACUUAAAUCUCAUGAACUUUGGUGGGACUGAAAAUUAAGAGUGCACUUAAAUCAAGGUAAAAUCUUUUUUCUUUAUGUUUUACAUCUUAUUUACCCUUUUUAAACACUUAGCUCUUUCAUUUGUGUUUUAAUCUUUAUGUGUUAAU